AUGGAAGCCACGGAGUUAGUUGAGAACAAGCCUACCGCCCGUCCAUUUCAAUGUGGUUGGCGAUCCUGCACAAAGAGCUUCAAGCGUAAGAGUGAUCUCCAAAGACAUUAUCGAAUCCACACGAAUGAGCGACCGUACGCAUGCUCGAUCUCGGGAUGCGGAAAGACCUUUAUCCAGAAAAGUGCCUUGACUGUUCAUAUUCGAAUACAUACUGGAGAGAAGCCGCACCAAUGCGAACAUAAUAAUUGCGGAAAGCGUUUUUCUGAUUCCUCAAGUUUAACUCGUCAUCGACGUAUCCAUACGGGCGCACGUCCGUACAAGUGUACCUAUGAUGGUUGUUCUAGAAGCUUCUGUAGAAAAGCUACGAUGGAUGAGCACCAACGGAGAUCGCACCAGCACGGAAUGAAUCCUAAUGAAAUCCUACAGGAUUUCUCCUCAGAUUCAGAAGACAACGAGCCUCCUCUGACCCCCCAGCACUCCGCAAUGACCUGGUCUCCUCGUGAUAUGGUAUCUAUGGACCAAGCCAUUCCGGACGGCCCGAUACAUCGCCCGCCUUCGUAUGCCGACUUUGAUCAACCAGUCCAUGGCCAGCAUACUCCACACCAAUACGACAAUCGACACGGCAUUUCUUCAAAUGCGCCUCGCAAGUCCCACGGCCAAACCCUACUGGGCUAUCAUGUCGGGGCUCCAACACCUCGUCAAACCAUGACAACGCCAGGGCAAAUAUACCAUAUUCCUGAGCGGGGUAAUCCAGGGAUUCUGACGAUGGCGAAUACUGCAGGACCUCAUCAGCAGCUCCCUCACCAAGUAGAAAGGCCUCAUACAGAGUUACUGUAUCCCACCUUAGCCAUCGCAGCCCCGACUCGAACUAGCCCCAGGACCUUUUCUACAAAGUCGGUUCCUAGCUCCGGAGUUCAGGAAUGCCUCUGCAAGUAUCUGCUCAAGCACGAGCCAGAAUACGCGCAGGCGGACACCCAAAAAUCCAUCAUCCCAUUUCAGCAAUAUAUACACAACCUUAUAAGCCAGCCCCAGCAGCCAGUGACCUCUCAGGCACAGACGAUUCACAGGCUUGCAGCUAAACACUCCCCUCGGAUAUCUGCUCAGGUCCAAGAGGAAAACUGGUCAAAUGAUGUCCUUUCGACCGAAGCCACGACUAUCAGGCAUUUGCCGGCAUACGGCAACGCGGUUUAUGAUCCUUAUGAAGCAAAGAUCGAAUUUGACAAUGCUUUGAUGCAACUGCAAAGCAGAAGACUUGUCAGUAUGUAA
Messenger RNA from Fusarium odoratissimum NRRL 54006, 1266 nucleotides. Its product is annotated as KRAB domain-containing zinc finger protein. The coding region runs from base 1 to 1266 and encodes 421 amino acids. Gene Ontology annotation, biological process: regulation of transcription by RNA polymerase II. The record is from RefSeq and is a predicted model, not a curated record. Lineage: Eukaryota; Fungi; Ascomycota; Sordariomycetes; Hypocreales; Nectriaceae. The transcript has 4 exons. Gene Ontology annotation, molecular function: DNA-binding transcription factor activity, RNA polymerase II-specific; RNA polymerase II cis-regulatory region sequence-specific DNA binding. Gene Ontology annotation, cellular component: transcription regulator complex; PcG protein complex.